Molecule: messenger RNA, 3299 nt
Organism: Aedes albopictus (Asian tiger mosquito)
Lineage: Eukaryota; Metazoa; Arthropoda; Insecta; Diptera; Culicidae
Gene: Hmt-1
Product: ATP-binding cassette sub-family B member 6
Exons: 5
Coding region: 288-2831 (847 amino acids)
Biological process (GO): heme transport; transmembrane transport
Cellular component (GO): vacuolar membrane
Molecular function (GO): heme binding; ABC-type heme transporter activity; ATP hydrolysis activity
Source: RefSeq, a predicted model, not a curated record
CGCGACGUCAGUCGCAGCUCGACCGUGGAUUGAUUCGGUAACCAAAAUAAAAAUUGAAAUUUUCCUCAUCAUCGUCUUUCGUGGCUCGGCGGGUCAGAAAUUUAUUUUCCGCAGCAAGUUUCUUCAGCGGGUACUGUCGUGUGCAAACAAGUGUGCAGAAAUUUCGCGGCGAAUAGUCCGGCGCAAAUUCCGGAUCGGAGAAAGAAAGCCAUUUUCAUCGGGUGUUGACUUUCGCGUUGCGUUCCUGCGAGAGGGGUUGAAGCCCACAUCUCUCCAGCGGCAGCACCAUGCAGCCCCUGCAGUACUGUCCGAGCAAUGUGUCCAUGGCGGUCGUCUGGUUCAACCAUGGCAUUUCGCAGUGCUUCCUGGACACGGUCUCGGUGGCCACCAUCGGCAGCUUCCUGCUGCUGUUCGGAACCAUCCAGCUGAUCAUGUACCGGCGCUACGGAACCGAAAUAAGCCCGGUCCAGAUCCGACCCUCCAGGAUGUACAUCUUUCAGGUGUUCCUUUUGAUACUGCUACCGUUGCUGUCCGUGGUUCGAUUCAUUCUGGAAGGAUUCGUAUUCGAAGGAGCUCAAGUGUACGGCUUCAUGAUUGUCUCGGUCUGCGUGACGCUCUUCAUGUAUCCGUACUCGAUCCUGCUGCUGGUCAAGGAACGGCACUACAUAUUGCCAUCCGUUCCGACCCGAGGCCAUGGCUUGGUCCUCUUGCUUUUCUGGACCCUGCUGUUCAUCGUCCAGAACGUGGCCUUCGUCAAUCUGAACUACGACAAGGCCUGGUUCCACCUGGCCAGCACCAAAGACAAAGUCGAAUUCGCCCUCUUCGUCCUGCGCUACACGGCCACCCUGUUUGUGUUCGUCAUCGGGCUCAAAGCUCCGGCCAUCACUUCGACCCAACUUAGCGAAGAGUAUCAGAAUCUCGCGCAGGACCAAGAAAAUCAAUCUACGUUCCGAAAUGCGUGGACGAAAAUGCGCACCCUAAUGCCAUUCCUGUGGCCCAAGAAGGACUUCCUGCUGCAGUUCCGGGUGAUCAUGUGCUUCGCAUUGCUCCUGUCCGGGCGUGUCAUCAACCUGUACGUUCCGAUCUACAACAAGAAAAUCGUUGAUAGCCUCUCGGAGCGCCCGUUGGUGUUCCGCUGGGACUGGGUCCUGAUUUACGUGGCGUUCAAGUUCCUCCAGGGCGGUGGAACCGGAUCCAUGGGCGUCCUAAACAACCUGAGAAGUUUUCUGUGGAUCCGCAUUCAGCAGUACACGACCCGUGAAAUCGAGGUGGAACUGUUCCGCCACUUGCACAGCCUUUCACUUCGGUGGCAUCUGAACCGCAAGACGGGUGAGGUUCUGCGGGUAAUGGACCGCGGAACGGACAGUAUCAACAAUCUGCUGAACUACAUUCUGUUUUCGAUUGCACCGACCAUUGUGGACAUUCUGGUGGCUGUGGUGUUCUUUGUGAUGGCGUUUAACUGGUGGUUCGGAUUCAUUGUGUUCCUGACGAUGACGCUGUAUAUUGUGGCCACCAUCAUGGUAACCGAGUGGCGUACCAAGUUCCAGCGCCGUAUGAACCUGGCCGACAACCAGCAGAAGGCUCGCAGCGUCGAUUCUCUGUUGAACUUCGAAACCGUCAAGUACUACGGUGCCGAACAGUACGAGGUGGACAGCUACCGGGAGGCCAUCCUCAAGUAUCAGGACGAAGAGUGGAAAUCCUCCAUCACGUUGAACAUUUUGAACACCAUGCAAAAUAUCAUUGUCUGUGGAGGUUUGCUGGCUGGAUCGCUGCUUUGCGCCUAUCUGGUUGUAUACGAGGAAGGACUAACCGUCGGUGACUACGUGCUGUUUGCCAGUUACAUCAUUCAGUUAUACGUACCGUUGAACUGGUUCGGAACGUUCUAUCGUGCCAUCCAGAAGAACUUCGUCGACAUGGAGAACAUGUUCGAUCUGAUGCGCGAAGAGCAGGAAGUAAUUGACGCUCCGGGAGCCGGAGAACUGGCGGUGAUCCGCGGCGGUGGUAUCGACUUUUCCAACGUCACCUUCGGUUACACGCCGGAGCGGUUCGUACUGCGGAAUGUGAGCUUCACGGUGCCGGCGGGUAAAACCGUGGCCAUCGUUGGUCCAUCCGGUGCAGGUAAGAGUACGAUCAUGCGUCUGUUGUUCCGAUUUUACGAUGUGGAAAGUGGAAGCAUCUCGAUCGAUGGCCAGAAUAUCAAAACUGUGAAGCAGUCUUCGUUGCGCAGGGCGAUUGGGGUGGUUCCUCAGGACACUGUACUUUUCAACAAUACGAUCAAGUACAAUAUUCAGUACGGCCGGAUCGAUGCUCCGGAGGUGGACGUGAUCAUGGCCGCCAAGAGUGCCGAUAUUCACGAAAAGAUCCUCACCUUCCCGGAGCAGUACGAAACUGCGGUCGGUGAACGAGGUUUGCGAUUGAGUGGAGGCGAAAAGCAACGAGUGGCCAUUGCUCGUACUAUUCUCAAAUCUCCGUUCAUUGUUCUGCUGGAUGAGGCCACCAGUGCGUUGGACACCCAGACGGAACGGAACAUCCAAUCGGCAUUGGCUAAGGUGUGUGCCAAUCGGACGACGCUCAUUAUUGCCCAUCGACUGUCGACGAUCAUUCACUCGGAUGAUAUCCUGGUCCUGAAGGACGGCGUCAUUGUUGAACGUGGUCGCCACGAGGCGCUGUUGGAGAAACAGGGCGUCUAUGCCGAUAUGUGGAAUCAACAGCUGAAGAAUUUGGAAAGUGGAUCGUCGGGCGAUGAGCAACCUUCGCAGCAGCAGGGGCUGAGCAAUGGUAAACCGGUAGCGAAUAGCGGGGCUGCUGCCCACCAUCACCACCACCACUAGACAAGACUGUAGCAUAAGGGUGGUCUAUCAUGAUUUGGAAAUCAAACUAGAGAAUUUCAAGGUCUUCGUGAAUUCACGGAGUAAUAAUUUGUUGAUCUGGUAUUCCAUAAUUUAUAACAGGUCACCCUAUCCUAGCAUUAUAGAAACGUAAGAAUCGGGAUAGCGAAUUGGAAACAUAUUUUCCAAAGUGAUGGAAAUCAGAAGAAAGGAAGCUUGGAGAGCGUGGUAGGGCCGAAUUGCUGAUUGCUCAAUUGCCUAUGAUGUUAAUUUUCAAAGUAAACAGCAGUGCCUAGCCAGAACAGAUGUGAUGUACAAAGAUUUAAGGACGAAUGAUCAAAAUGUGGCGACACAUACCUACUUACGUAUGUGUGCAAGAGAUGAUACUUUAUAACCGUUAGUUAACUUAUUGUGCACUGAUUUUCUUUCAGAACACUUUGAAUGUGAUUAGUGGACGACAUGAAUAUUGUA